Messenger RNA from Rhagoletis pomonella (apple maggot), 504 nucleotides. RefSeq lists its product as uncharacterized. NCBI's taxonomy places the organism in Eukaryota, Metazoa, Arthropoda, Insecta, Diptera, Tephritidae. The transcript is spliced from 2 exons. The record is from RefSeq and is a predicted model, not a curated record. Bases 148 to 504 code for a protein of 118 amino acids.
GUAAGUUUAAUAUUGCGAUUAAUGCUGCUAUUUCAUCAUUAACUAAAAUACCACAGUAUAUAGUGUAUGUUUAUAAGCACUUUAAUUUUACAGAAAUUAAUAACAAGCUAGAUGAAGUAUUAAAAGAAAACAACCGACUGCGACUUCAUGACAGAAGAGUUCGUAGGUCUAAGACACAAAGUAGAAAUUUCCCUGCAGGAAAAUAAAAAACAGAGAACAACGCUAUUACCACAACUACCAUUGACCACGAAGGAUGCAAUAUUUGAUUUUGAGCGGAGCUUGAAAUCAAGUGAUGACAUGCGGAAGGAGCUAUUCGACAAGUUCCUGUGCCAUUCAAAUACAGAUAUGGCAAAGUUCAUAUCCGGAAAUUUAAAAGCUGUCUUUGGAGACGACAGCCUAGUUACGCAGCUCUCAUUGACAAACUUGAAGGGCAACACGUCCGUUAAGGACUUUACGAUUAUUCAAGUUUUAAAAGGUCUGAUAUUUAAGGAAAAUCAUAUGUAA